CGGAUUUCAGUGAAAACCCAAAUCUUUCCCUAUCUUCCAUCUACACUCAAUUCCAAACCAGGAAGCGUUUUAUCCACUUUGAUCCAAACUAUUGAUGCUGAACGGGACGUGGCGUUGAAGCAAAUAAAAACGAAAGAAAUGGCGACAUUUGGAUAGGAAUGUUAUCGCUGACACCAUCAUCUUCAACGAAAAUGUUGCGUCCUACGUUACACAAGGUCACUGCGCGGAGUUGGGGGCCCAUUGAAGCAAUUCUUGGUAGGAGUGGUGAUGGGCUCUACUUGUACUCCACACCCUGAUGGGUUUUCUCUCUCCUUCGAAAUUUUUGCGUGAAAGCAAGGAAACACAGGGUACUCUCUCAGUUGGGAUGAUCAAAGCCUUUUUAAGGAGGUAACCCAUCUCGAGUUUAUCAAAUUGAACUCAAUUUCAUGUCCUGAAAAACUCCAGCAGCAAUGUUAAUGGCUUCUAGUAAAGUCUCAUAUUAUGUUUUGCUAUGCUUCGGUAUUGUGGCUGUCUCUGUUAGUACUUUCUUUGCCAUUGGAGAUGACACUGUCCAGCCUAUCCGGCUAGUUGUUAAUGCUUCAGAAGCAUCAGCACGGCAGAUUCCAGACACGCUUUUUGGAAUCUUUUUUGAGGAAAUUAAUCAUGCAGGCGCUGGUGGAAUAUGGGCAGAGCUUGUGAGCAACAGGGGAUUUGAAGCUGGGGGUCCAAACACUCCGUCUAAUAUUUAUCCUUGGUCAAUCAUUGGAGAUGAGUCGAGUAUAAGUGUUUCAACGGAUCGAUCGUCCUGCUUUGAUCGGAAUAAGGUGGCACUGCGUAUGGAGGUGUUGUGUGACAGUAGGGAUAACAAUGUCUGUCCAACCGGAGAAGUUGGUAUCUACAACCCUGGAUUCUGGGGCAUGAAUAUUGAAGAAGGAAAGGCAUACAAAGUGACUCUUUUUGUUCGGUCCUUGGGAGAAAUUGAUGUGUCCGUUUCACUCACGGAUUCAAGAGGGCUGAAAAAGUUGGCAACAGCAUCCAUCAUAUCUUCUGAUGUGUCGAACUGGUCAAAGAUGGAGGUUCUAUUGACUGCCACAGAAACUAAUCAUAAUUCACGUCUUCAGUUGACAACGUCGAAAAAAGGAGUAAUAUGGUUUGACCAAAUAUCUGCCAUGCCUGUGGAAACAUACAAGGGUCAUGGCUUCCGAAAUGAUCUAGUCCAAAUGAUGGCUGAUUUGAAACCCCGAUUCAUUAGAUUUCCAGGUGGAUGCUUUGUGGAAGGUGAAUGGUUAAGAAAUGCAUUUCGCUGGAAAGAAACCAUUGGACCAUGGGAACAGAGACCUGGACACUUUGGUGAUGUUUGGAUGUACUGGACUGAUGAUGGGCUCGGCUAUUUUGAAUUUCUCCAACUGGCAGAAGAUCUUGGUGCUGCGCCAGUUUGGGUGUUCAAUAAUGGAAUCAGCCACCAAGAUCAGGUAGACACUUCCAAUAUCGCACCGUUUGUGCAGGAAGCCCUCGACAGUAUCGAGUUUGCAAGAGGAGAUCCUAAUUCCACUUGGGGUUCUGUUCGGGCUGCAAUGGGACAUCCACAACCUUUCGACUUAAAGUAUGUCGCCCUUGGAAAUGAGGACUGUGGCAAAAAGAACUACAGAGGAAACUAUGUCAAGAUCUACAAUGCUCUAAAACGUGCCUAUCCUGACAUCAAAAUAAUCUCAAACUGUGAUGGAUCUUCUGUGAAGUUGGAUCACCCAGCUGAUUACUAUGACUUUCAUAUAUAUACCUCAGCCAACCAAAUGUUUUCAAUGGCUCAUAAGUUCGAUAAAACAUCACGUACUGGUCCGAAGGCUUUUGUGAGCGAGUAUGCGGUGACGGGUUCAGACGCUGGCACAGGCAGUCUCCUUGCAGCCAUCGCUGAAGCUGGAUUUCUCAUCGGCCUUGAGAAGAACAGUGAUAUUGUUGAAAUGGCUAGCUAUGCACCACUUUUCGUGAACACUAAUGACAGAAGGUGGAAUCCGGAUGCUAUUGUCUUCAAUUCAUCGCACCUUUAUGGAACUCCUAGCUACUGGAUGCAGCAAUUUUUUGCCGCAUCAAGUGGAGCAACUCUUCUUGAUACAACACUGGGUGCUAAUUCUUCUUCCCUAAUCGCAUCUUCCAUUAUAUGGAAAAAUGCGGAUGAUAACAAUUACUAUCUUAGAAUCAAGGUUGUUAACUUUGGAAGCAACAACGUGAAUCUCAAGAUAUCUGUAAAUAAUUUGAAUGGCUACUCCAUUAGGAAAUCUGGGUCGUCCCAGACUGUUCUUACUUCUGCUAAUUUAAUGGAUGAGAAUUCCUUGAAUAACCCAAAGAAGGUCCUUCCCUUAAAAGCUUCGCUUAACACAGCUGCCGAAAACAUGGACGUUGUUAUCGUAUCACAUUCUAUAACUUCAUUUGACUUGUUGAUUGAAUCCAACACUAUCAGGAUGCCUGGAAGCCAUCAUCAGUUCUCAACAUCUGCUAUCUGAAGUUGCAUAUGAAGCUGAUAAGCAAAACAGUGAAUGCAUAUGUAUGGAACAGGUUAAGAGAUCUGUGUUAUUAUCCUUACAGUUUGAUCCAAAGUGAAAUAAGCAUGUAGCAUGCUCUCAUCGUACAGAGUCGAGGGGGUCGGGGUCAGUGGCCUAUGGCCUAUGAUUUAAUAUCAAUAACAGCGUCUUGUACAUAAGUAUACUAAUUACAUAAUACAACAUCUGAUUGUUUAUAUCGUUUGAUGAUUGUUUGUAUCAUUU
Molecule: messenger RNA, 2738 nt
Organism: Cucurbita pepo subsp. pepo (vegetable marrow)
Lineage: Eukaryota; Viridiplantae; Streptophyta; Magnoliopsida; Cucurbitales; Cucurbitaceae
Product: alpha-L-arabinofuranosidase 1
Biological process (GO): L-arabinose metabolic process
Molecular function (GO): alpha-L-arabinofuranosidase activity
Source: RefSeq, a predicted model, not a curated record